Messenger RNA from Arachis duranensis, 677 nucleotides. Its product is annotated as probable WRKY transcription factor 12. NCBI's taxonomy places the organism in Eukaryota, Viridiplantae, Streptophyta, Magnoliopsida, Fabales, Fabaceae. The record is from RefSeq and is a predicted model, not a curated record. The coding region runs from base 1 to 522 and encodes 173 amino acids. The transcript has 4 exons. Gene Ontology annotation, biological process: regulation of DNA-templated transcription. Gene Ontology annotation, molecular function: sequence-specific DNA binding; DNA-binding transcription factor activity.
AUGCAAGGAGGAGAGAGAAGUGGUGUUCCCAAUUAUGAGCUUCAAGUUCCAUUCACCAACAUCACCACACCUUCAACCACAACCGCCACAACAAAAAAUUGGCAUAACAAGCAGGUGGGAACUCUGGAUCCAAAGGCUGUGAAUGAUGAAAAUUGCACUGGAAAUUCUAGUGAAGGCAACAAUAAUAUUACAUGGUGGAAGAGUAGUGCAGCCACAGAGAAGAACAAGGUGAAAAUGAGAAGGAAACUAAGAGAGCCAAGGUUUUGUUUCCAAACAAGAAGUGAUGUUGAUGUUCUUGAUGAUGGUUAUAAAUGGAGGAAAUAUGGCCAAAAAGUUGUCAAGAAUAGCCUUCAUCCAAGGAGUUAUUACAGGUGUACACAUAGCAACUGCAGGGUGAAGAAGAGAGUUGAAAGACUCUCAGAAGAUUGUAGAAUGGUGAUAACCACUUAUGAAGGUAGACACAAUCACAUCCCUUCCGAUGACUCAAAUUCUUCAGACCAUGAAUGUUUCACUUCUUUUUAAUAAUAUUUUCCUUCAUAUAAUUGAAGAGACAUGGGAAACAGAAAAUUUGUCCACAAAUCUUUUGUUAUGAUUAAGAAACAGAUUUCUAUGUAUUUAUUGUCAUUUGUUAAUGCUUAAAUCUGCAUUCAUAUAUGAACUACUCCAUCUACGUAUCA